This is a messenger RNA of Puntigrus tetrazona (Sumatra barb), 2927 nucleotides long. RefSeq names its product double C2-like domains, delta (gene doc2g). Gene Ontology annotation, cellular component: membrane. NCBI's taxonomy places the organism in Eukaryota, Metazoa, Chordata, Actinopteri, Cypriniformes, Cyprinidae. The record is from RefSeq and is a predicted model, not a curated record.
UCCUGUGGUCCCGAUGAGUGUUUCCAAACCACCUCCGCCCCAUUCCCAUUUCCCCAGCAACCCAUCCUCCCACCUCACCCUGCCUCCAUCCUCUCUCUUCCUCCCCUCUCCCUCCACCCUCCCUCCGCCGCUGUCCCCCAGCCCCGCUGUGCCUCCUCCUCCCUCCCCAGUUAAGAUCUCCAUGCAGGAGCAUUUUGCCAUCAAUGUGUGCCCCGGCCCCAUCCUCCCCAUCCCACAGAUCUCCGACUUCUUCCCUCGUUUCCACGACUUCCCCAUCACCCCCCCUCCACCCCGGGAAAAACAAGUUCUAAAGGACAAAGACAAGGACGGAGACGGGAACGGAGAGAAAGACCGCAAGAGGGAGAGAGAGCAAGAGGAGAACGGAGAGUUUGCCGACUCGGAUGACGAAGACACCUACCUGGGAACUCUGGAGUUCAACCUGCUAUUUGACCAAGAAAAUAACUGCUUGCACUGCACAAUCCACAAGGCCAAGGGACUAAAGGCCAUGGACUCCAAUGGACUGGCGGAUCCAUAUGUGAAACUCCACCUCCUGCCUGGAGCAAGCAAGGCAAAUAAAUUGCGAACCAAGACUUUAAAGAACACGCUGAAUCCAGUGUGGAAUGAAACACUCAUCUAUCACGGCAUCACGGCUGCUGACAUGACCACCAAAACCCUCAGGCUGUGUGUGUGUGAUAUGGAUCGUUUAGGACGGAAUGAGUUCAUAGGUGAAGUCAGGGUGGCCCUCAAGAAACUCAAGGAGGGAGAGAGCAAGAAAUACAACAUGGGCCUCGAGAGAAUUGCGCAGACCCGGGAGGGUAACAGCCAGGCAGUGGAUCCUGCGGCUCCUGUUGCAGAAGAGGAGCGUGGCCGUAUCCUAGUCUCUCUGAUGUACAACACAGAGAAAAGUUCUCUGGUUGUGGGAAUUAUUCGCUGUGCCCACCUAGCUGCCAUGGAUUCGAACGGCUACUCAGACCCUUUUGUCAAAAUUGUUUUGCAGCCUGACAUGGGGAAAAAGUCCAAAUACAAAACCUCAGUGAAGAAGAAGACUCUAAACCCGGAGUUUAACGAGGAGUUCGCCUAUGAACUCCCACAUGAUCAGCUGGCCAAGAAGACCCUGGAGAUCUCAGUCUGGGACUACGACCUGGGCAUGAGCAAUGACUUCAUAGGUGGCGUUGAAUUGGGGAUUAACGCAAAAGGAGAGAGACUGAAACACUGGUUUGAGUGUCUAAAAUACAAAGGAAAGAAAGUGGAGUACUGGCACACACUGACGCAGCAAGGAGCCCCUAGCAGUGACUAACGCUCAGACAAGCGCGCACAUGUUCAUCCUCUGAAAAGUAAUACAAAAAUAAUGGAGUAAUAAUGAUUAAGAAAUGCAAUAAUGCUCAGUCUGUGAACGUUGACGACGAUGACGACAUUCAAUAUUAAUGCGUGAGAAAAAGCAUCAUAAUCUAUUGUACAGCUAAGUGUCACAUUCUUUUGUGAUGAGAAAGCAGCAAGUGUGAUCACAAGCCCGGAUUGUGACGCACAAUCUUUUUCCGGUCUGCACGUCACUUAAUGUGAAAUCGUACCGUGUUGUGACUAUGCCACAGGAGCUCAUGCCAUAUUAUAGUGUUAUUGUUUAUUACAUGUCAAACGUGUAAUAGCAUCCUGGUGUUUGUUACAGUUGGUGGUGCCGUAAUUUUGCACACUGUCAAAGCACAACACAUCCGGCUGACUGUAAACGUCUAUGUGUACCUAUGUAUUUACCUUUUGUGAUUUGUUACGUAUGAAAGUUUACAGUCUCUUCCAGCCCGACAAAAAAAAAAAAAAAAAAACGCGACGCGCGGGAAAAGCACAAGGGACGGCGCGCAGAGGAACUCUGAAGCGGUGAAAGGAACCGUCUAUGGAUUUAAACGUUCGCUCAAGAGCUGCGGCCUGUCACUUUGAGAAGAACCAAACGACAGUCACCUCAAUGCGAAUGUGUGUGCGUGAAUGUCCCUGUCUGUGUUUUGUCUUUGUAUGUGUCUCUGUUGAAUGUUUGUACAGUCUCCUACAAAAAAAAAAAAAACUAACAAAACAAAACAAAAAAAAAAAACAAGCGCUGAUGCACGUUGACAGACUUUUUCGCUCUCUCUCUCUCUCCGGCGCCCUCUACUGGUUUAGAGGCUUAAACGCCAGGACAGUGCCGGUAUGGAGGGUUAAUUGCCUCUGGCAGGCCUCAUGCACAACUGCACGCCCCAUUAGGGGUUAAAUUAGCAAUCAAAGAAGCCUUUGAAGGACAAACUACCUGUCAAGGACAUCUUUGGGUCAGAAUCUAGGUUGGUCCUGACAAAAAGAUUCACGUUUCUUGCCAUGCGUGUGAAAUCGAUUGCAUUUAUUUGACUCCUUAAAUCAGCUACCUGCAUCUACUUUUCAUCCUUGUCUCGUCUGAAGACAUUUUAUGCAUUUAAUUGCACAAAAAAAACCCUCAUUGUUAACCCUGUCCUCUUAUGGCCCGCUCCUUUUUUUUAAAUUAUUGUUAUUUUUUACAUUUGAGUUAUCAAACGAAUGGCCUAAGCGGUGUAUAAUUAUCAAAUGUUAUUCUAAGCAGCUGCAUGCCAAGUGAAUGUCACAUAUGCUUUGAUGGACCACCGAUCUGCAGUGCUUAUGUUUGUCCUAAUAUCCAUCAAUGGGCCCUUCUAAGGGUAUUUGUUUUUGCUCAGUGAACUGGGACAAUCCAGGCUACCUUUGAUGAAACAGCAUGGCAUUUAGAUAAUGGACUGGCACCACCUGCCAGCCAAGAUGGGACUCCAAGGGGAGCGUUAAUGAACGAGGGGUCAAACUGAAGGAGGAUUAUUCAAGUCUCGCUCACGUGUCCUCGUUGACUGUCUGUGUGGAACAUGUGAUGUGACUGCCAUCGUGUGUCGGUCUCUGUAAAUGCGUCUCCGAAAUAAAUUGGUGCAACAGUG